Messenger RNA from Habropoda laboriosa, 390 nucleotides. It is a transcript of the gene Ilp3, whose product is annotated as LIRP. The coding region runs from base 1 to 390 and encodes 129 amino acids. The record is from RefSeq and is a predicted model, not a curated record. Lineage: Eukaryota; Metazoa; Arthropoda; Insecta; Hymenoptera; Apidae. The transcript has 2 exons. Gene Ontology annotation, molecular function: hormone activity. Gene Ontology annotation, cellular component: extracellular region.
AUGUCUGUAUAUCGAUUAAAUGCACUCAUAAGUUUGAUGCUCAUGAUAAUAAUCCUAAUGCCGGAAGCGGAACACGCAAAAUCAAAUGUGUUUCGGUACGAACGAAAGAGACAGGCUGAAAUUGAAGUACGCAAAUAUUGCGGUGAUAAUUUGUCGAGUGCGUUGCAAAGGGUCUGUGCAGGCGUAUAUAAUACUCCAUUUAAAAAAAGUAAUCAAGAAAUGGAAAUGGACGAUUACAUGGCAUAUAAUUAUGAUCUGCAUCCCUAUAAAUCGAUUGAAAACGCGAGGAGAAUGUUAAGAUUUCGAAGAAAUUCACCGGGAGUCCAUGAAGAGUGUUGCUCGAAGCCAUGCUCGACAGAGGAGAUACGCUCCUAUUGCGGUACUCGUUAG